Tarenaya hassleriana is the source of this 870-nucleotide messenger RNA. RefSeq names its product protein TONNEAU 1a. The record is from RefSeq and is a predicted model, not a curated record. The coding region runs from base 124 to 870 and encodes 248 amino acids. Gene Ontology annotation, molecular function: protein binding. NCBI's taxonomy places the organism in Eukaryota, Viridiplantae, Streptophyta, Magnoliopsida, Brassicales, Cleomaceae. The transcript is spliced from 7 exons.
ACCCGAACUCGAAAUGUUUGGUGAAGGCAUUUGGGUAACAUAGAAUUGUUGGAACUCUUCGUGAGAGAAACCAGAAACUAAGAUCGAACACCGAAGGGUUUGAUUCCGAGAAGGGAAGGAACAAUGGACGAUUACACUCGAGAGAUGAUGGAUCUCAAGACCUUAGUCACUCGAACCCUAGAGAAGAAGGGUGUUCUCGCCAAGAUCCGGGCCGAGCUUCGUGCGAGUGUGUUUGAGGCAAUCGAAGAGGAAGAUCGAGUUAUCGAGAAAGACGAUGGUCUACCUCCUGCAUUGUUGGGCAGCUGUAAUGACCGUGCGAAACACCUUCAUGCUUCUCCAUCAGGAAGGUUGCUAACUGCGUUAAUAUGUGAAUACUUGGACUGGGCGCAACUAAAUCACACUCUAAAAGUUUAUCAGCCCGAAUGCAAUUUGCAAAAAGACUUCUGGAAGGCCGAGUUGAAAGAAUUCAGUAGCAAGAAUGGUUAUGAGCUUAACAGAAAUGGGGAUAGUGGGCCUCUCCUUCUGGAUGUUCUGGAAGGUUUCUUGAAGUUUGAGAACUUGAACCAGUCCAUGAGUAAUACAAGAAGAGAUUCAGAAACUGAGUCCUCAUCAAGCCUCGAGUCCGGAAAUCCACGCAGAUAUUUGUCGGCAUCUGCUUCUGGGGGCUUACCUCCUCUAGGAAGACCUGGCUCUGUACCCCGAGGAUCCGAUCGAAGAGCUGGGAUGUCUUCAUCUGGGUAUAGAGAAGAUGAAUACAGUUGGAGAUACGACAGCCAAGAUGUACCAGAAGAGGUAAUGCGAGCUUCAGCAGCACUGGAAAGUCUUCAGAUUGAUAGAAAAGCUCGGAAUCUAACAUCGUCAUGGCGGUAA